GCAAUAUUCACAAGGAGGAACAAGAGCCAAAGGUCUCAUCCAGACAUAAAGGAGAACCUCCUCUGUGAAUGUUGGCUGACAUGGAGGGGAUCACAGGAGUUAUGAUGGUGUUGUGCCUUAUUGGCUUAAGUAAUGCAAAUACCAGUCCUACAAUCAACUCUGUUGUUCAUAAUGUGUGUGAAGACACCCCCAUAGGUGCCCACGUGUUUACUAUAAGGGCAACAGAUGCAGAAAAUGACCCAUUGACGUAUUCACUCACUGCGCCCAAUGCCGAAUACUUCACAGUUGAGAGCAACACCGGGCGUGUAUCAGUCAGGAUGACACUGGAUAGAGAGGUGUUUAGUGUAAUGGAACUUGGAGUUCUUGUCGAUGAUGGUUCCAAUAGAACACCAGGACAAUUAACUAUAAUAUUGGAAGACGCCAAUGACAACCGACCCAUAUUCCAGAACACUCCAUAUGACAUUGUGAUCCCAGAAAACACCACUGUAAAUGCGACUCUUUUUAGGGCAAUGGCCACUGAUGGAGACACUGGAAGUAGUGCUGUUGUUCGAUACAGCAUUGAUGAAGUUACUCCAAAUGAUGGAGUCAGUCAUUUUAUAAUUGUUCCUGUAACUGGGGAAGUGAAAUUAAAUGGACAACUGAAUUACACUGCAUUGAGCACGUUCUAUCGGCUGAAGAUUAACGCAACUGAUGGCGGAGGCAAAUGUUUUUAUAAUACAACCAAUUACUUGUCAAGCAUCGCUUUUUCCUUCAUUACGGUUAUGGAUGUCCCAGACCUCGACCCACAGUUCCUUAGUAUUCCCUACGUAGGGAGAGUUGAAGAGAACGCUCCUUUGGGCCAUUCUGUGUUUAAAGUGACUGCCCUAGACCAGGACACGGGAGUCAAUGAUGAUAUAAUCUACAGCAUUCAAGAUUCCACAGCAGAGGGCCUGUUUGAAAUCUCAGAAACUGAUGGCGUCAUAUCUGUACUGUCGCAUAUUGACAGAGAAGAUAUUGGUGACACUGUUACCCUGACUGUAAAGGCUACUGAGUCUAAAGCAAACAUCCACGGGUUCCAAGCCAGCACCACAACAGAAGUACAGAUCAACAUCAUCGACGUCAAUGACAACAUGCCGCAGUUUUACAAAUGUGGAGAUGAGUGUGUGAUGGAGAGUCACUUCACAGGAGAGGUUGUUGAGCACGUGUUGGGCUCUGUUUUUAUCAACAUGACUGUCAAAGAUCGGGAUAAGAUUGCCCAAACUUAUCUAACCCUGGAGGGAAAUUACACAGACGUGUUUUCUGUGCAACCGCAAUUUACAACGUCAGACAGCAUCGUUCAACUGCAGGUCAAGGAUCCCCAAAAACUGGAUUUUGAAAAAAUACAGCAAAUGGUUCUGCAAGUCAUUGCCAUAGAUGGAGAAAAUGACACCUUCCAGUCCACUGCAACAGUUACUAUUAACAUCAAGGAUGCCAAUGACAACAGCCCUACGUUCAUGCAGACCACGUAUGAGUUGAAUGUUACUGAGCACUCUCCUGUUGGGACAAUAUUGGACACCUUAACUGCAUACGAUCCUGAUACGAUGGAUCAAGGCAAAAUAACCUACACGCUCCUUCCAGACAGCAUACUACUGUAUUUUGAUGUGGAGCCACAUAACGGCGCAGUUUACGUGAAAAACGCAACUCUGCUGGACCGUGAGGUCAGAUCUCUGUAUUCAGCCACUCUGCAGGCCAGAGACACAGACGGCAAGCCUGGCAGCACAGUGCUGGAGAUCACUGUAACUGACAUCAACGACCACGCCCCGAUCAUCAACAGAGACACUUACCGGGAGUUUGUUAAAGAGGGUGAAAAGCUUGAACUUCGGAUAGAGGCAACUGAUGCAGAUGACUCUGAUACCAAAAACAGUCAAAUAGUGUUUGGAAUCGUACCAAGCAAGUACAGUGAUAACUUCACCAUCGACUCUGACACCGGUGUGUUAACAAACAUGGUUGAGCUUGAUCGUGAGGCCCUGGACCCGAAGCUGAACGGGAUGAUUGAGCUCAAUGUAACUGCUACUGACAAGGGUACACCACCAUUAUCCACCAUGGUCACCGUUAUCAUCAUUGUAGAGGAUGUCAAUGACAACACACCACAAUUUAAAGCCUCCUCUUACAAAUUCUCUGUCAAAGAAGGACAAAAAGGUGCCUUUGUGGGUUCUGUUCAGGCAGAAGAUUUGGACCAAACAGCAGAGUUUGAGCGCAUUUCUUUCAGCAUUAUUGAAGGAAGCUUUGGCAGCUUCAUCAUUCGCACCUUCGCAGAGGAGCAGGGUUACAGGGGAAACAUCACUGUGGACCCUGACAUUGAGCUGGACUACGAGAGUGCUCGCAAGCAAUUCCGACUGCAGGUAGAGGCAACAGAUCUGGAACAGAAGAAAGCCGUAGUGACGGUGGAGGUGGACGUGUUGGAUGUGAACGAUGAAAGGCCCGAGUUCAAGCCAUCAGACCCAGUGACAGUGAAGGAGAACAUCGCCAGUAGCGGGGCUGUUGGGAGCUUUACAGCGCAGGACAAAGAUGGAAACCACUCACUGGUCUACGAGCUGGAAUCCAUCAAAUGCAGAUGCAACGGUUCUCUGACACCCUGCAGCUGGUUUAUUCUGGAUCCAACGGGGGAAGUCAGAGUCAACCUGGAGCACACAGUGGAUUAUGAAGAAUGUGACCAGGUGCUGAUGGAGGCUCAGGUGGUGGACGAGUACACGGAGAAAGGAGAGAACAACAGCGUCACAGCAGGACAAAUGGUGAUCAACAUUGAAGACAUCAACGACAAUGCUCCCCAAUUCAUUUUCUCAGAUUCUGUAUUUGUUGUGGUGUCAGAAAGUGCAAGCAAGGGGACAUCGGUAGCAGGAGUCACUGCUACAGACCGUGACUCUGGAAUAAAUAGGCAGAUUGACUUUAAAGUAACUGCAGUCCAAUUCAGAGACAGCAACAAUCAAACAAGUGACACGAAGAUUCUGUUCGAGGCCAUCACCACACAGCAAAAGGACAUAUAUAUUGGAAUUAUUCAAACUAGCGAGGCACUUGACAUAUCACUGAAAGGGAAGUAUUUGGUAACAGUAAGUGCAACUGACACCGGCGACCUCUCCACCAGCACUGUACUGGAGAUUUUCGCAGUUGAUGAAUCAUAUCAAGUGGAACUUGCAUUUACAAGACCCCAAACUCUUGUUGAAGAAAACAUCAAUGAAAUCAUCAGAGCUCUUACUGCUGCAACCAAGGCUGCUGUAGAAAUCGCUUCCAUCAGGUUUGACACUGCUCAAGCAUCCAGGGAUUCAGGUAACACCAUCAUAGUGGCAUAUUUUGUCUACUCCAACGGGACUGCUCUUACCUCUAAUGAAGUGGAAAAGAUGAUCUCUGAUCCUGAACACGCUGGUGUACUUAUAGAUCUUGGCCUUGCGGACAUUGGUAAGGCUCCUGUGAUCGAAACAGACACUGACCCUUUGAAGUACGCCCUGUUCGGGAUGGUGGCCGGCCUCGUCAUCGUGAUGGCCGUGCUCACCACUUCACUGAUGUGCACUCGCAGAAACUACAGCAGGAAGCUGAAGGCCGCUAAAGCCAUGAACUCUGCAGCCAUGGUGACUUCAGGCAACCAGAAAAGUGGUCCUGUGGUGCCGGGAACCAACAAGUACACCAUGGAGGGGGCGAAUCCGGUUCUCAACCUCAACAUCGACACAACCAUGAUCCUGGACAUGGACGAGGAGAGCUCAGACGUGGACAAAGUCAGCCUGAACUCCCUGGCCUCCAGCAAUUAUGAUAAAACUAACAUGAUGAGCAUCCAGGAGGAGGAGUAUGAUGACAGCGGGCCACCGGAGUACAUUGAGCCUCUGGGUGCAGCCCUGGCCCACCGGGGCCAAAAGAAAGGCUCCGACAAUCCUCACAUUGGUUUUAGUAACCCUGCAUUCAGCACUACAGACCUGUGAUGGAUAUAAUGAUGGCCUCGGAUGGACAUCAUGUUGCUUCUCUGUAAUCAGUCAAACACAUUGAUGGCGUUGGAUGAAGUCUUUGUGUCCCCAAGUAGCUUUCUGUUGUGACCAAUUGUAAUGAGUUAUUAAUAUAAUGCACAAGCUCAAGUGAUGAAUUUGCUAUGUCAAAACAUUCAAUUCAAGGAAUAACAAUAAAGAAAACCAAAAUUGGAGACGUUACUCUGUGAAGACAAUAUAAUGAUACCACAUAGUGUAUCGAUAUUGUGAAAUCUGGUUUGGUUAUUUAAUAGACAGUUUUGUUUGUCAAACAGUUAAAGGAAUAGUUUGAGAUUUUGGGAAAUAUGCUCAUCCUCCAGCUAGCCUGAAAAACAGCCUUACAGCACCUCAGAAGCUCAGCUGGCUGUUUCCAGUCUUUAGGCUAAAGUUGGCUAAUUGCCUGCUGGCUGUGGCUUCACAUUUAGUGCAACGACACAAAAACCGUCUCUCGGAAAAAAGCAUAUCCCCCCCCAAAUGUCAAACUCUUCUUUUAAAAAAAUCCUCAUAUAAUUGUAGCUAGACGAUUAAAAAUGAGACAGAAGCAAAGGGAAAGCAAACAAAAGAAUUGUUUGUUGCACAUGUGAAUCACUUUAUUUUUUGUUAAUAUAUUAAGCGGUAGCUUAAAAAUGAUGGUUUGCUUUGAAAUAAACUGUAAUAUAUAAGCUAUGUCAACACACAAUGCUAUUUUUUUUACAGCUGAUGCAACCAGAAAGACAUUCCAAAAAGAGUAAAAUAUUGCUCAAUGUCAAUGCAUAAAUGAAUUCCUUUUUUGUGACUGCACGUCAGCCAAAAGGUUUAACCUUAUGCCUGUUUAAUUUGUCAGUGUUUGCUUUGAGUUUGAGAUUCUCAUGCUCGAAUAAACCCUCAUGCAAUGUGA
Messenger RNA from Anarrhichthys ocellatus (wolf-eel), 4842 nucleotides. It is a transcript of the gene cdhr2, whose product is annotated as cadherin related family member 2. Gene Ontology annotation, cellular component: plasma membrane; catenin complex; adherens junction. Gene Ontology annotation, molecular function: beta-catenin binding; cadherin binding; calcium ion binding. Gene Ontology annotation, biological process: multicellular organism development; calcium-dependent cell-cell adhesion; cell-cell adhesion mediated by cadherin. The transcript has 31 exons. The record is from RefSeq and is a predicted model, not a curated record. NCBI's taxonomy places the organism in Eukaryota, Metazoa, Chordata, Actinopteri, Perciformes, Anarhichadidae. Bases 69 to 3926 code for a protein of 1285 amino acids.